AUCUCUGCCGUCAUAUGUCUGAACAUUUUGUUAAAUUGCCAGGGGGCGGUGAGGGGGGUAGACAGGUAGGCUACAUAUACCUUUUCUUCUUUCUUCGUAGUGUGGGAAGAGUUGGCCUACUAUGAAGAAAACACACGAGAUUUUCUUUUCCCUGAACCCAAGCUGACACCUUCGCACCCUGGGAAACAUAGGGAGGUGCUCAUGAAGACGGCUAAAAGUUUUCCAGGCAUUGCUCCCAAACUAGAAUUUUCUACAAGGACAGCCAUCCGAGAAUGUGUGUUUCUGCAUGGAAAUAGAUUUCUUGAAGAAAGAUACAAGCCACGAAGGCCUUUAUCCACAUCACAUAGACAGAUAUCCCCCUUAAAUAAUAUAAAGAAGAAGCCAAAGAAAAAUCUUGAUGGACUUCCCAAAGGCUUGCAGUCCCGGGCUCCCUCUCCGUACUCUACCAGACGUUUCUUCCUGGGCCAGCCAACUCAGAUGAACCUUGGAAAUACCUUUAAAUUCUCUGGAGAAAGAAAACCUCCAUUUGUGGUUAGACAUGUGGACAGUGCAAAGCCCUUUGGUGAAAAUAAUUUGGAGGAUCAUUUGUGGAAGUCUAGAAGAAAAUCUAAAUUUUCAGACUUUACGUUUCCAAUGAGAAGAGCUGCUUCUCUUGACAGCCUUGCAGGAAACAUAAAGGUUAUCAAAGAACCAGAUGAAUGGAUUGUUUUAAGGAGAGAAUCACCAUCACCUUUAGAUUCAAGUAAGUUUGGAAAGUCCUCACCCAGUAACCAAAGGGAUGCAGAUUUCUUCCGAAAAACUUCAUUUACUACCUCCCGGCAUUCCAGAUCUCCCAGCCCUCUUGAUCAGCCUCUUCAAGAAAGGUUCCAUCCUAGUUCUCAGUCCACGUGGAAGAAGAUCCAUGAAAGGAUAUGCAAUCUUCUGACAUCACACAGAGCUCAGCAGCAGCCAAAGGAUGAUUCUGUCUUCAAAGUAAAUGAUGUAUUUGGAGACCCAAGCUACCCUCUGAAGAAAUACCCAUCACAUGAACAGAGACAUUUUUAAUGGCUGUCUUAUGGGAAAAUAAAUGAACACUGAAGGAGGAUCAAGAAGAGCUCACUCAUCAAGAUAACUGACACAUCCAUGGAGAAAUGAACAACAAUCUUUGUUGUCUCUAUUGAGUUGCUGGUGUCUAAUCCCCUUUAAAUCAAAUCCCUUACUCAGUCUUUUGUGCUCAAGUAAGAGUUGAUUAAAGUUUUUGCUGUUUGGGGCUCACAUUUUUUUGUCAUGUGGAAAAUUCCUAUUUUGUUUGUGUGUUUGUUUUGAGCAUGAAAUUGAAAAGCACUUUUAGGUAAGCACUUUUUAGAAUUCUAAUAAAGGGGAAGGGGGGAGAAAUGACCCAAACAUUGUAUGCACAUACGAAUAAAAGAAAUUAAAAAAAAAUUCUAAUAAAAAUGUUUUACAUUUUUAGAGCUAGAGGAAUAACCUGAUAAAUCCUCCAGGAAAAGGCUGUCAACCUGAUUUUUCUCUAUUUGAUACAUAUGUUUUUAUUAUUUAUUUAUUUUUAGUGUUGGGCUUGAUUUACAUGAAGUCUCCUUAAAACCAAGGAAAAGACAGCAUUACAUCUAGAGAAUUUGUAUCUUGUUUUUAAAGGUAAAUUUGUAAAAGGAGACUUUUUUUUUUUGGACUGUAGUUUAAAUUACUCUCCUUUUUCUAGCAAUAUUUUUGAGGCAGGGUCUUGCUAUAUAGCCUAGAUUCAAGCUCCUCCUACCUCAGGCUCCCAAUUGCUGGGAUUAGAGGUGGCAUCCCCAGGUCCAGCUUCAAGCAAUUCUUGAUAAAUAUUGGUCAGGAACAAAACCUUCCUCAAAUAUUUUUCUGAAAUAACUGCUUUAAGAAAAUAGGUCCCACAGGAAGGACUGCCAAAACCAGAUUUUAAAUUAGUGUGCCUUUAUGAAAUGCUUCACAGUUUGAGCGAGGAGGAAGAGGAUGAAGACGGGAGGAAGGGAGACUAGAGGGACAUUUGGGUGCAGAUCCAAAAUGCCCACUUUUAUUAGAGGUCAUUUCCGUUUUUCUCACUGAAUGCUUCCCUCCUCACUUUCUGAUCUGCUAAUUCUACUGUUUAAAUUACUUGGAUUUUGACUUUUUAUUUCUCAAGGGAUUAAGCUUUGAGGAGUUAUAUGGGGGCCAGGAUUGCAAUUCAGGUAUUUUGCUUUUGGAGUGUGUAAUAGCGUGAAUAAUUUUGUUGAUGUAUUGAGGUUUGGAUUACUGUGGAAAGAUCUGUCAUUAAACAUCGUAAAAAGAAUUCCUACCUGUCUUACUUCAGUUUAUAAUUCCUUUCUUGACUUUCACCAUUGCAGAUCUGUCAAAUCCUCAACCAUAUUUUACAAGCAUACUUCAUGGGGUGUCAGUUUGCAGAGGAUCCUGGGACAGUCUCUUAUGUGAAAUCUGGGCCCUCUAAGCAAAAGCUAUACAUAAAGACUGUUUCUGUAUGGUCAUCAGUCUAGGUGAAGUCUGUAGGUCCUGAAGUAUAAAAGAGAUAAAAAUUGGAUGAUAUGACUGAUAUAGAAGAGUUGGUUGGUUUUAAGUUUAUAAUCUGAUG
Messenger RNA from Castor canadensis (American beaver), 2578 nucleotides. The record is from RefSeq and is a predicted model, not a curated record. NCBI's taxonomy places the organism in Eukaryota, Metazoa, Chordata, Mammalia, Rodentia, Castoridae.